GGGUGCGGAGCAGCGGGCCGGCGGCAGCGGCAGUGGCUCACCUGUGCCAGGUGCCGGCGGACCAGCGGGCGGACCUGCGGGCACCGCACGGGCCGGCGCUGCGGGAAGAUGCUGCGCGAGCGGACGGUGCGGCUGCAGUACGGGAGCCGCGUGGAGGCCGUGUACGUGCUGGGCACGUUCCUCUGGACCGACGUGUACAGCGCCGCCCCCGCGGGGGCCCAGACCUUCAGCCUGAAGCGCUCGGAGCACGUGCGGGUGGAGGUGGUGUGUGACGGGCAGGCCGAGGAGGUGGCCACCAACGGCAAGCAGCGCUGGCCUCUCUCGCCCAGCACCACGCUCCGGCUCAGCAUGAGCCAGGCCAGCACCGAGGCCAGCAGCGACAAGAUCACGGUCAGCUACUAUGAGCCGGAGGGAAACAGCCCCAUCGACCAGGCCGGGCUCUUCCUCACAGCCAUCGAGCUCUCCCUGGAUGUGGACGCAGACCGGGACGGCGUGGUCGAGAAGAACAACCCAAAAAAGGCGUCCUGGACCUGGGGCCCCGAGGGCCAGGGAGCCAUCCUGCUGGUGAACUGUGACCGGGAGAUACCCUGGCUGUCCAAGGAGGACUGCAAGGACGACAAGGUCUACAGCAAGAACGACCUCAAGGACAUGUCCCAGAUGAUCCUGCGGACCAAAGGCCCCGACCGCCUCCCCGCGGGAUACGAGAUCGUCCUCUACAUCUCCAUGGCGGACGCGGACCGAGUGGGCGUGUUCUACGUGGAGAACCCGUUCUUUGGCCAGCGUUACAUCCACAUCCUGGGCCGGCAGAAGCUCUACCACGUGGUCAAGUACACGGGCGGCUCGGCGGAGCUGCUGUUCUUCGUGGAAGGCCUAUGCUUCCCCGACGCGGGCUUCCCGGGCCUGGUCUCCAUCCACGUCAGCCUGCUGGAGUGCGUGAGCGAGGAGAUUCCGCUGACACCCAUCUUCACGGACACCGUGGUGUUCCGGAUUGCUCCGUGGAUCAUGACCCCCAACAUCCUGCCUCCCGUGUCCGUGUAUGUGUGCUGCAUGAAGGACAAUUACCUGUUCCUGAAAGAGGUAAAGAAUCUGGUCGAGAAGACCAACUGCGAGCUGAAGGUCUGCUUCCAGUACAUAAACUGCGGAGACCGCUGGAUCCAGGAUGAAAUCGAGUUUGGCUACAUCGAGGCCCCCCACAAAGGCUUCCCCGUGGUGCUGGACUCCCCCCGAGAUGGAAACCUGAAGGAGUUCCCAGUGAAGCAGCUCCUGGGCCCGGAUUUCGGCUAUGUGUCCCGGGAGUCCCUCUUUGAGCCUGUCACCAGCCUCGAUUCCUUUGGGAACCUGGAGGUCAGUCCCCCAGUGACCGUGAACGGCAAGACCUACCCCCUGGGCCGGAUCCUCAUCGGGAGCAGCUUUCCUCUGUCCGGCGGUCGGAGGAUGACCAAGGUCGUGAGGGAAUUCCUGCAGGCCCAGCAGGUGCAGGCGCCCGUGGAGCUGUACUCAGACUGGCUGACCGUGGGCCACGUGGACGAGUUCAUGACCUUCGUCCCCAUCCCGGGCACAAAGCAAUUUCGGAUGCUCAUGGCCAGCACCUCGGCCUGCUACAAGCUCUUCCGCGAGAAGCAGAAGGAAGGCCACGGCGAGGCCGUCAUGUUUAAAGGCUUGGGCGGCAUGAGCAGCAAGAGAAUCACCAUCAACAAGAUUCUGUCCAAUGAGAGCCUGGUGCAGGAGAACCAGUACUUCCAGCGCUGCCUGGACUGGAACCGGGACAUCCUCAAGAAGGAGCUGGGGCUGACGGAGCAGGACAUCAUCGACCUGCCUGCUCUGUUCAAGAUGGACGAGGACCGCCAGGCCAUAGCCUACUUCCCGAACAUGGUGAACAUGAUUGUGCUGGACAAGGACCUGGGCAUCCCCAAGCCAUUCGGGCCCCAGAUCGAGGAGGUGUGCUGCCUGGAGACGCACGUGCGCUCGCUGCUGGAGCCCCUGGGCCUCUGCUGCACCUUCGUGGACGACAUCUCCGCCUACCACAAGUUCCUGGGCGAGAUCCACUGCGGCACCAACGUCCGCAGGAAGCCCUUCGCCUUCAAGUGGUGGCACAUGGUGCCCUGACCUGAGCGGGCGCCGCGUGCCGGUCUCAGCCCGCCGGGAAGCUGUUGCGGCCAGGCCGGCCCUGUGGUUCUCGUGAGGGCCAGACGCCCCUCAGCCAUGAGCAUUAAGAAACUUUGAGGAAACAAAACAAAACAAGAAAGUUUGUUAUUUACAGGACCUAGAAAUCGCACAGCACACCUGGGGCCACACAGCAGGUCGUGGGGUUCUGCUUUUAUUGGGGUCGAGGAUGGGGGCUCAGGGUUUCCCCAGGCUCGCUCUCCAUUGGCACAUUUAGAACAUAAGAGUAGGCUGUUAAAGCCCGGAAGACGAAAAGCCAGCUGCCCAGAUGGUCAGUUAUCAAAGUCAACCAAGAUCUCAAAGAGAAAGGAGCCCGGGGCAGUGGCCAGGUGGGGCAGCAGAGAGAUGAUGCUCAAGAGCCGUCAUCCAAGCAGCUGCCUCGGCCAUCAGCUUUGGCCAGGCUCCUGCAUGGCAACCCAGAGAGAUCCCCCAGUCUGGGCCACACUACCAGGGCUCAGCAGGUCCCUCCCCUCCCCAGUUCUCCCCCAGACUCCCCCUGCCCGACCAGACCCACUGGGAGGCCUGCAGGAACCGGGGAGGGAUUUGGGAUGUCGGUGCCUUGCCCUCCCUCAGAAGGCCCUCAGCGUCCACUGACGUCACCCCCAGGGACCCUCCACUCUGCCCUUUCAGGAGCGGUACAGCCCUGACAUGAAACAGCAAAGCCGUAGCUACCCAGACCCUGCCCCAGAGAAGCCUUGGUCUCUUCUGCAGGUGAAGGGAGGAAGUUCAGGGCAUGCCAGUUCUCCUGGUGGCCAUGCCCCAAAGUCAAGGUCGAUCGAGUGGAAAGGGACCUGGGACCCCGACAUACCUUAAGCUGCCAUCAUCAUUUCAAAUUCACCUGCCUCUGGUUUCCAGGUGGCCACCCAAGUAUUCAUUCCUUACCAGCCUCUCCCACACCCCCGUGUCUCUCUCCCCGCGGAGUAGACACGCUUGGCCACCCCGUUCCCCGAGGGUCCAAAAUGCCGUUAGAGCCUUCCCUGGAGCAGAUUCUAUCAGAGCAGCCUUCUCCAUCCCAGAGGCUCCUGCCUCACCUUUCUCCCGGACACAGGCUCUCCCGGGUGCUGGGGGCUUCCUGGUGGCCGAGAGUUCAGUGUGUCCAAGGCCCUGGGCCGGCCACCCCAUCUCCUCCUGCCUGGUUCUCAAUUCUAAGGCCAGUCCCUGGCCUCCCUCCUCUCACAGGUGCCUCUGCUUCUCAUUCAGGCCUUGCCCCGGGCUAUAAUCAAACAUCGGACCCUCCUCCCCAGUCAUCAGACCCAACACCUAGGGACCCUGGCCCAGCCUCCGGCCAGAAGGGCCAGUUCUGGACCCGCUGCUGGCCUUGGGGACGAUAGAUUCUCCAUGGACGUUCACCCGAGCGUGUGCUGCAGACCCUCUCGUGUGCACAUAACCAGGUCAGUUCUCUGGCUCCCCCUGACAAGACUCAGCUGCAACUAAAAACAAAAUAAAAAUUAAAGAAAGUUCCUUCAGCGCCAGCUGAUGUCAGGAGAAUACAUGAAUUAUAUUAUAGUUCCACAUGGAGGGUUAAAACGAACCAAUUUAUAACCGAUGGAAAGAUGAUAAAUGUGUAUGCUUGGGAGACAAGGAUUUUCUUCCUGCUUAUUUCCUUCAGUCAUCCAAUAAACAUGCGUUGUGGGCCUACUAAGUGCCAGGCACAGUGCUGGGUCCUGAGGCUCACAGGGGUCAGUAGCAAACUGAAAGUGGCCCCUUCCUCAUGGAGCCAGCAGUUCCCAACAUGGCACGCCCACCUUUCAAAAGCCAGCAUGUGCCCCUUCAGUGACGCACUCCUUAGAAAUGGCGGGCUGCUGUAUGCAGAAAAUUCACCGGGCACACAGCUGCCUCCAAGCCACUGUCUCGGAGAAAUAAAAGGCAUGGGGCGAGGGGAGGCGGGGAGAGUGAUCUUCAUGACACAGACCUCCUUCCUGUUCAGCGGGGCCAGGACCCCCGAAAUAUCAGACCCCAGAGCCUUCAGAAGCAGAGGUGUCCCUGAGGGGACGGUGGCCCCUGUCUUUGGGGGACAAAGCCCCAGAUCUUCUCUCCAAACCCAGAGCUGAAGACACCAAGUGCCUAUGGGAGGGUGUUUUUCUGGAGACUCAGAGUUUGUUGUGUGAGUGUGUGGUGUGUGUGUGUUGGGUUAAUGUGGGUUUUCGGGCUCGCUUUCAUUUUUUUCUAGUCUACCUUAAGGGGAAGUGAGUGCUUCCCAUGUAGAGACAGUGUGUGUGUGUGUAGGUUUUUCUAAAGCUCUCCCCCAUUGAUAAGUCAGCAAGUCCUAAUGAUUCUGGAACCCUCAGGACUCAGGCACCCGUUCCCAUCUUGCUUGCCCACCUGUGUGACUACCCUGGGUGUGGACACUCCCUCUCUCCCCCACCUCCCUGGACUCAUUGCUCUUUCCCACCCCCACUUCCUAUAAAUUGUAGGCCUAGAAUACACUUCUGUGUUGCAAAACUCAGCAGAGUUCCUGUUUCCAUCCUUAUUUUGAAAUACAUUACGUAAGAGGGCAGGGGCGUUGUCAAGAUGACACAGCUUCAGCUUUCUGGUCAAGAGGCCAUGAUCGAGAUCAAAAGAUGUGUGUGUGGAGAGCCUGAUUAAACAGCAAAAAAAUAAACGGCAGAGGGGAAGUCA
Pipistrellus kuhlii (Kuhl's pipistrelle) is the source of this 4782-nucleotide messenger RNA. RefSeq names its product peptidyl arginine deiminase 2 (gene PADI2). The record is from RefSeq and is a predicted model, not a curated record. The transcript is spliced from 16 exons. Gene Ontology annotation, molecular function: protein-arginine deiminase activity; calcium ion binding. NCBI's taxonomy places the organism in Eukaryota, Metazoa, Chordata, Mammalia, Chiroptera, Vespertilionidae. Gene Ontology annotation, cellular component: cytoplasm. Bases 109 to 2106 code for a protein of 665 amino acids.